Molecule: messenger RNA, 830 nt
Organism: Aspergillus welwitschiae
Lineage: Eukaryota; Fungi; Ascomycota; Eurotiomycetes; Eurotiales; Aspergillaceae
Exons: 1
Coding region: 462-773 (103 amino acids)
Source: RefSeq, a predicted model, not a curated record
CAGAAGACGACAGCGACGACGAAGAAAUCAUCCAAUUGCCCAGCGUUGGUGGGACACCGCACGUCUGUAUCCAGGGUGUCGAUCAGAACAACGUCACCUACAUGGCUAGAAACACGACUCCGCGAAACGCCUACCGGCUCAUGAGCUGGCCUCGGAAAUCAGGUCCCAAUGCGCACAGCAGAACUACCAUUUCCAGCGAACGAGUCCCCUCCCGAACUUCGUCCAGAAACGGACAGCAGUUCUAGGAGACCGCAUUGGGUGCAGACUCGUUGCUGUUGCUUUCUUGCUAAUGCUUCACUCUCUUGAUACCCCUGUCUUUGACAAUGAUACCCCUCGCCGUGUUCCCGAAAGGAAACAUCGUCACGUCCGCUCUCUUACAACCUAUAAUCCUUAAUCCGUUCCUCGCAUCCCUUCAUUUGAUAGGAUAGUCUCAUCCAACAUAUUUCGAUCCCUACAACCCCAUGAGUGAUACCUCUUUGUCUACCCAACACAGACAGCUCAGGCGCUCUUUCAUCUCUUCUAUACAAACCACAGUCCUUUUACUUUGCAUACGGCUUUCAACUUUCAUCUCUUAUCCAGUCAUUCCAUCAUUCAUUCCUUAUUCUCUGCAUGGAUUUCGCAUAUUUUUUCUACACUGCAUCUCUCUUUUCAAGCGUCCUAGCGCUCACUCUUCUGUAUCCUUCUCUGACUAUCGAGCUGUCACACUCACUUGCUUUUUCCAUCCAUCACCAGCGAAACUACUGAGUAGACAACGAAUCCUUAUCACCACCUAAAAAAUAAUUAUAAUGCAAAAAGACUACAAAAAAGAGACUUAAGCAAUUACCAAAAAC